UGUCAUCGUGCACUUUCACUUAGAGUAGUUAAAAAUGGUCUUGCGACUAGGCAAACUAGCUAUAGGGGGAAUAACCACGACCAUGGGGGUCGGUCUAGCUUACUAUUUAUUUUUUACAGAUAAAAAAUGGGCCACCACCCACGCCAAAACCUGCAAAGCCAAAGCACCUCUUCCCACAAGAAAAGACCUCAUCGACUGCCUAAAAAACGACUCUUUCGACGUUUUGAUCAUCGGAGGCGGCGCCACCGGGGUGGGUUGCGCCCUGGACGCAGCCACCAGAGGCCUAAAAACCGCGCUUGUGGAAGCCGACGACUUCGCCAGCGGAACUUCGAGCCGAAGCACGAAACUAGUUCAUGGAGGAGUUCGUUACCUGCAGAGCGCCAUCAUGCAGCUGGACAUUGUCCAGUUCAGGAUGGUGAACGAGGCGUUGAAAGAGAGAGCCGGUUUGCUGAAGACUGCGCCACAUUUGGUGCACCCUUUGCCCAUUAUGUUGCCCGUUUAUACCUGGUGGCAGCUCCCCUACUUCUGGGUAGGCAUCAAAAUGUACGACCUCAUCGCCGGCACCAAAAACGUCAAAAGCUCCUACGUCGUCUCGAAGAAGAGCGCCCUCGAGAUCUUCCCCAUGCUGAAAAGCGAGAACCUCUGCGGCGGCAUCGUCUACUACGACGGUCAGAUGGACGACGCCCGGCUCAACCUCGCCAUCGCGCUGACCGCCGUCCGCUACGGCGCCAUCGUCGUCAACCACGUGAAUGUGACGGGGCUUAUCAAGGAUGAGACCAGCCAAGGCGAGGUCGUCACGGGUGUGGACGUCCAGGACGAAAUCACGGGAGACAAGUUUUGCAUUCCUGCGAAGUGCGUCAUAAACGCCACGGGACCCUUCACUGACUGCAUCCGGCAGAUGGAUAAUCCCGACGCGAAGGACAUUUGCUCCCCGAGCUGCGGAGUGCACGUUACCUUGCCGGGGUACUAUAGUCCGGAGGAGAUGGGCUUGCUGGACCCGGAUACCAGCGAUGGUAGGGUUAUAUUUUUUUUGCCGUGGCAGAAGCACACCAUCGCGGGGACGACGGAUUUGCCGUGCGAGGUGACGUUUAACCCCAAGCCCACGGAGGAUGAGAUUACGUUUAUUUUGGAUGAAAUUAAGAAUUAUCUUAAUCCGCGUGCCAUACAAGUACGUAGAAGCGACGUUAUGGCAGCCUGGAGCGGCAUCAGACCCCUAGUGUCCGACCCGAACUCCCCCGACACCAAAUCCCUCGCCCGCAACCACAUAAUCCACGUGAGUGACAGCGAACUCGUAACAGUCGCUGGUGGUAAAUGGACAACCUACAGAUCAAUGGCCGAAGACACCAUCGACGUCGCCAUCGCCACCUGCUGCCUGACCCCAAGGAUCAAAAGAAGCCGAACCGCCGGCAUGCUACUGGAAGGCGCCCACGAGUGGACGCCCACCAACUUCGUCGAGCUAGUCCAAGACUACGGUCUCGGAAGCGAAGUCGCCAUACACUUGUCACAAACGUACGGCGACAGAGCGAUCGACGUGGCCGCAAUCGCGGUUCCGACGGGUUUAGGUCAACGCUGGCCCUUGAAUGGAAAGAAGAUUCAUCCAGAGCUGCCCUUCAUUGAGGCCGAGGUGCGGUAUAGCACGAGGGAGGAGUACGCGAUGACGGCUGUGGAUAUGAUAGCCAGGAGGCUUCAUUUAGCUUUCUUGAACACCGAAGCUGCCCAGGAAGCUCUGCCUACUAUUGUUAAUAUAAUGGCAGAAGAACUGGGGUGGGGUAUUCUUGAAAGAAAACGACAACAACAAUAUGCGAUGGCUUUCCUAAGGGACGAAAUGGGUCAAAGUCUCAACCGUGAGCAGAAAGGGAAGCUCGAAGUGAAUCUCAAGAAGCAAGAAAUAGAUCUUUACACUAAACGGUUUCAGGAGUUGGAUAAGGAUCACACGGGUUAUGUUUCAAUAAAAAAAGUCGAAAAGAGCCUACAGGAACAAGGUGACGUGGAUCUUCCUCCUGAAAGAAUUCAUGAAGUUCUCGAGACGAUUGCGACUAACAUGCCUGGACAUGUUGACCUCGAGGAAUACUUGCAGAUCGCAACUGUAUUUCAGUCUGAUGACAAAAUCGAAAGUCCGGCAGACAAGCAGCUCAAAAACAGAUUUCUUAAACAGAAAAUUUCUGUGGAGAGAAGUGGUGGUGGGGUGUAA
Zophobas morio is the source of this 2191-nucleotide messenger RNA. RefSeq names its product glycerol-3-phosphate dehydrogenase, mitochondrial-like. Gene Ontology annotation, biological process: glycerol-3-phosphate metabolic process. NCBI's taxonomy places the organism in Eukaryota, Metazoa, Arthropoda, Insecta, Coleoptera, Tenebrionidae. The coding region runs from base 35 to 2191 and encodes 718 amino acids. Gene Ontology annotation, molecular function: calcium ion binding; glycerol-3-phosphate dehydrogenase (quinone) activity. Gene Ontology annotation, cellular component: mitochondrion; glycerol-3-phosphate dehydrogenase (FAD) complex. The record is from RefSeq and is a predicted model, not a curated record. The transcript has 8 exons.